AUGUAUGUUGGCGCUGGUGCAAUAGGCUGUGAACAUCUUAAGAAUUUUGCAAUGAUGGGUGUUGGUUGUGGGCCAGAAGGAAAAGUGUUCAUUACCGACAUGGAUAUUAUUGAGAAAUCCAAUCUUAACAGACAAUUUCUCUUUAGGCCAUGGGAUAUUUCGAAACCCAAAUCUACCACGGCUUCCAGAGCUGCAAAAAUCAUGAACCCUGAGGUCAACAUAAUUGCUCAUGAGAAUUUUGUUGGUACCGAAACGGAAUUUACGUAUGAUGAUGACUUUUUCGAGCAAUUGGAUGGCGUUGCUAAUGCACUCGACAAUGUAGAAGCGAGGACUUAUGUAGAUAGGCGUUGUGUGUAUUAUCGCAAGCCACUUCUUGAAUCUGGCACUCUUGGCACUAAAGGAAAUGUUCAAGUGGUCAUUCCCUAUCUGACUGAAUCAUAUUCAUCAUCCCAGGAUCCACCAGAAAAAGCCAUACCAGUCUGUACUCUGAAGAAUUUUCCAUACCAAAUCGAGCAUACUCUUCAAUGGGCACGUGAUCUUUUUGAGGGACUCUUUACACAACAAUCGCGUGCCUUAUAUUCUUAUAUGACCGAAUCAACCAAGUUCCUCGAUUCUAUCUUGUCCGGCCCUGGAAGUCAGCCCCUUGAAUCUCUUGAGCAGCUCAAAGACAACCUUUUAGAGAGACGACCAACAUCAUUCCAAGAUUGUGUAGUCUGGGCAAGACUUCAGUGGGAGACCUUUGCCUCUGGUUCAUAA
Protopolystoma xenopodis is the source of this 756-nucleotide messenger RNA. Lineage: Eukaryota; Metazoa; Platyhelminthes; Monogenea; Polystomatidea; Polystomatidae. The record is from the annotation of a GenBank genome assembly.